AUGGAGAGCGAGGUUUUCACUCCCCUUCUGGAGCAAUUCAUGGCCAGCGCCUUGGUCACUUGGGUUAAAACGUUUGGACCUCUGGCUGCUGCAGGGAGCGGGACCCACUUGGAUGAAUAUGUGGCGUUGGUGGACGGCAUAUUCCUGAACCAGGUCAUGCUGCAAAUAAAUCCCAAAUCGGAAAGUCAGAGAGUAAAUAAAAAAGUCAACAACGAUGCCUCACUUAGAAUACAAAAUUUAUCCAUUUUGGUGAGACAAAUAAAAUCUUAUUAUCAGGAAACUUUACAGCAGUUGAUCAUGAUGUCUUUGCCAAAUAUCCUAAUCAUUGGCAAAAAUCCCUUUUCUGAACAAGGAACAGAAGAAAUUAAAAAACUGCUGUUACUUUUAUUGGGCUGCGCAGUUCAGUGUCAGAAGAAAGAAGAAUUCAUUGAAAAAAUCCAAGAUUUAGAUUUUGACACCAAAGCAGCAAUCGCGGCCCACAUACAAGAGGUAACGCAUAAUCAGGAAAAUGUGUUUGAUAUGCAAUGGAUGGAGGUGACUGACAUGCCUCAAGAGCAUCUGGAGCCACUCUUGAAAAAUAUGGCACUGCAUUUGAAAAGACUUAUCGAUGAGAGAGAUGAGCAUUCUGAGACCAUCAUAGAACUGUCUGAAGAACGAGAUGGCCUUCACUUUCUCCCACAUGCCUCAUCUGCACAAUCGCCCUGUGGCUCCCCAGGCAUGAAACGCACUGAAAGCAGACAGCAUCUCUCGGUGGAACUCGCCGACGCAAAGGCAAAAAUAAGAAGGCUCAGACAGGAACUGGAGGAGAAGACGGAGCAAUUAUUAGACUGUAAACAAGAACUCGAACAGAUGGAAACAGAACUAAAGCGGCUGCAACAAGAGAAUAUGAACUUACUUUCGGAUGCUCGCUCUGCCAGAGUGUACCGAGAUGAAUUGGAUGCCCUUCGAGAGAAGGCGAUCAGAGUUGACAAACUUGAAAGUGAAGUCAGUCGAUAUAAAGAAAGAUUGCAUGAUAUUGAAUUUUACAAGGCGAGAGUUGAGGAAUUAAAAGAAGACAAUCAAGUAUUACUGGAAACAAAGACCAUGUUGGAAGACCAAUUAGAAAAUACCAGAGCUCGUUCUGAUAAAUUACAUGAAUUAGAAAAAGAAAAUCUGCAACUGAAGGCCAAACUACACGAUAUGGAAAUGGAGCGUGAUCUGGAUAGGAAGAAGAUUGAAGAGUUGAUGGAAGAAAAUAUGACUUUGGAGAUGGCUCAGAAACAAAGUAUGGAUGAAUCAUUACAUCUUGGCUGGGAACUGGAGCAAAUAUCCAGAACUAGUGAACUUUCUGAAGCUCCACAAAAAUCUCUGAGCCACGAAGUGAAUGAAUUAGCAUCAAGUAGGUUGCUGAAGCUGGAAAUGGAAAACCAAAGCUUGGUGAAGACUGUGGAAGAGCUUCGGAGUUCUGUGGGUUCAGUAGAAGGCAAUAAUUCCAAAAUUCUGAAACUGGAAAAGGAAAACCAGAGGCUGAGCAAAAAGUUGGAAGGACUUGAGAAUGAAAUUAGUCAAGAGAAGCAAAGCCUUCAAAAUAGUCAAAAUCUGAGUAAGGACCUCAUGAAGGAGAAAGCACAGCUUGAAAAAACAAUCGAAACACUUAGAGAAAAUUCAGAAAGACAGAUUAAAAUACUGGAACAGGAGAAUGAACAUCUGAAUCAAACCGUGGCUUCCCUGAGGCAGCGCUCCCAGAUAAGUGCCGAGGCAAGAAUGAAAGACAUUGAGAAAGAAAAUAAAAUCCUACAUGAAUCUAUCAAAGAGACAAGCAGCAAGUUAAAUAAGAUUGAAUUUGAAAAGAGACAAGUUAGAAAGGAAUUAGAGCACUUUAAAGAAAAAGGAGAAAGAGCAGAAGAGCUCGAAAAUGAGUUGCAUCAUCUGGAAAAGGAAAAUGAGUCGUUACAGAAAAAGAUAACCAAUUUAAAAAUUACUUGUGAGAAGAUUGAAUCUUUAGAACAGGAAAAUUCCGACCUGGAAGUGGAAAACAGAAAAUUAAAAAAGACACUAGAUAGCUUAAAAAAUCUUACUUUUCAACUUGAGUCCUUGGAGAAGGAGAAUUCUCAGCUGGAUGAAGAAAACUUAGAACUGCGAAGAUCGGUAGAAUCUUUAAAGUGUACCAGUAUGAAGAUGGCUCAACUGCAAUUAGAAAAUAAAGAGUUGGAAAGUGAAAAAGAGCAACUGAAGAAAGGCCUUGAACUCAUGAAGGCUUCUUUCAAGAAAACCGAGCGUUUAGAAGUCAGUUACCAAGGUCUGGAUACAGAAAACCAAAGACUGCAGAAAGCCCUUGAAAACAGCAAUAAAAAAAUUCAGCAGUUGGAAGUUGAACUCCAGGAUUUGGAGACUGAAAAUCAAACACUACAGAAGAGUCUAGAAGAAUUAAAAAUUUCCAGUAAGCGACUGGAGCAGCUAGAAAAGGAGAAUAAGUUAUUAGAGCAAGAGACUUCUCAACUGGAAAAAGAUAAAAAGCAACUAGAAAAGGAGAAUAAGAGACUCCGGCAACAAGCAGAAAUAAAAGACAUUACAUUAGAAGAAAAUAAUGUAAAAAUUGGAAAUCUGGAAAAGGAGAGUAAAUCCCUCUUCAAAGAAAUAGCUGUAUUUAAGGACUCCUGUGUACGACUAAAAGAGUUAGAAAAAGAAAACAAGGAGCUCGUAAAGAGAACAACUAUUGAUAAAAAAACACUUCUAACAUUGCGUGAGGAUUUGGUGAGUGAAAAGCUAAAGACUCAACAGAUGAAUAACGAUUUAGAAAAACUUACUCACGAACUCGAAAAGAUAGGGUUAAAUAAAGAACGCCUCUUGCACGAUGAGCAGAACACUGAUGACAGUAGGUACAAGCUUUUGGAGUCAAAAUUAGAGUCUACCCUGAAGAAAUCCCUUGAAAUAAAAGAAGAGAAAAUUGCAGCUUUGGAAGCUCGAUUAGAAGAAUCCACAAAUUUCAAUCAACAACUGCGUCAAGAGCUUAAAACAGUGAAAAAGAACUAUGAAGCUCUCAAACAAAGGCAAGAGGAGGAGAGGAUGGUACAGAGCUCUCCUCCAAGAGUGGGUGAAGAGAAUCAGUCUGUUCGUAAAUGGGAGAGAGAAAGUCAAGAAACUACAAGAGAACUUUUGAAGGUCAAAGAUAGAUUAAUCGAAGUGGAGAGAAAUAAUGCUACCCUGCAGGCAGAGAAGCAAGCAUUGAAAACUCAGUUGAAGCAACUCGAGACCCAGAAUAAUAAUCUUCAGGCUCAGAUUCUGGCACUUCAGAGACAGACUGUGUCCUUGCAGGAGCAAAAUACCACCCUACAGACUCAGAAUGCCAAACUUCAGGUUGAAAAUUCUACUCUUAAUUCUCAAAGCACUUCACUAAUGAACCAGAAUGCACAACUACUUAUACAGCAGUCUUCCUUAGAAAAUGAAAAUGAAACUAUAAUCAAGGAACGAGAGGAGCUGAAAUUGCUUUAUGAAUCACUCGUCAAAGAUCAUGAAAAAUUGGAACAUCUUCACGAACGCCAAGCUUCUGAGUAUGAAUCUCUUAUUGCCAAGCACGGAAGCCUGAAAUCUGCCCACAGAAACCUUGAGGUGGAGCAUAAAGACCUUGAAGAUCGUUACAAUCAGUUGCUGAAACAAAAGGGACAGCUGGAAGAGUUGGAAAAAAUGGUCAAAGUGGAACAAGAGAAAAUGCUUCAGGAAAAUAAAAAACAUGAAACUGUAGCUGCAGAUUACAAAAAACUUUGUGGUGAAAAUGAUAGGCUGAAUCACACUUAUAGUCAGCUACUGAAAGAUACUGAAGCUCUCCAAACGGACCAUAAGAAUUUGAAGAGCCUAUUAAAUAAUUCCAAACUGGAGCAAACCAGAUUAGAAGCUGAAUUUUCUAAAUUAAAGGAACAGUACCAACAAUUGGAUAUUACAUCCACAAAAUUGAAUAAUCAGUGUGAGUUGCUUAGUCAGCUUAAAGGAAACUUAGAAGAAGAAAACCGGCACCUGCUGGAUCAAAUUCAGACAUUAAUGCUACAAAAUAGAACACUAUUGGAACAAAAUAUGGAAAGCAAGGACCUAUUCCACGUUGAACAAAGACAGUAUAUUGAUAAGUUAAAUGAACUCAGAAGGCAGAAGGAGAAAUUGGAAGAAAAAAUUAUGGAUCAGUAUAAAUUUUAUGAGCCAUCACCUCCUAGAAGAAGAGGCAACUGGAUUACUCUAAAAAUGAGGAAACUGAUAAAGUCUAAGAAAGAUGUUAAUCGGGAACGUCUGAAGUCUUUAACGCUAACCCCUACCCGCUCUGAAUCAAGUGAAGUAUUUCUUCAGCUACCCCUUCAGGACAGCCAAGACAGUUCUUCAGUGGGUUCUAACUCUCUGGAAGAUGGCCAAACCCUGGGGACCAAGAAGAGCAGCAUGGUUGCACUGAAAAGACUGCCCUUUUUGAGGAACAGACCGAAGGAUAAAGACAAAAUGAAGGCCUGCUAUCGUCGCUCCAUGUCCAUGAAUGACCUGGUGCAGUCCAUGGUCCUAGCAGGAGGACAAUGGACAGGUAGUACUGAGAAUUUGGAGGUUCCAGAUGAUAUUUCUACGGGUAAAAGGAGAAAAGAGUUGGGAGCUAUGGCCUUCUCGACUACAGCAAUCAACUUUGCAACCGUCAACUCUUCUACGGGAUUCAGAUCCAAGCAGUUGGUUAAUAAUAAAGAUGCUACAUCAUUCGAAGAUGUAAGCCCACAAGGUAUUAGUGACGAUUCUAGUACAGGAUCCAGAGUUCAUGGAGUCCAGGAAAGUAACUGUGUAGAGGUUUUUGCUCCCUCCAUCCGUGGCGUCUCUACAAUGUGCAGGGUUCCUUGUCAGAUCUGUUCUUCCAGACCAGCCAGCCUUGAUAGUGGCAGAACAUCCACUAGCAAUAGCAAUAAUAAUGCCUCCCUUCAUGAAGUCAAAGCAGGUGCCGUCACUAACCAAAGCAGGCCACAGAGCCACAGCAGUGGAGAGUUUAGCCUGCUUCCCGACCACGACGCCUGGUCCAGCAGCAGCAGCAGUCCAAUCCAGUACUUGAAAAGGCACACUCGCUCCAGCCCCGGGCUCCAGCACAAAAUGCCGGAAACCCCGGACAGCCAAGGCUACCACAGGAUCAAAACCGGCUCCCCCGGGAGUGAGGUUGUCACUCUACAGCAGUUUUUAGAAGAGAGCAACAAGCUUACCUCAGUACAGAUCAAAUCAUCAAGCCAAGAGAAUCUUUUAGAUGAAGUAAUGAAAAGCUUGUCUGUCUCCCCUGACUUUAUGGGAAGAGAAAAGACAGUGAAACAAUCAGCCGUCGGCUGUGGUAUUUCCAGGUCAGUAAGUGUGAGAUGCACAACUGAUUUCUCCGACGGAAAGCCAACAAAGCCGGAACAGUUUGUGUUGCCAAACCCUCGAAAGACUGAAGACUCCCACUUCAGCAGCUCUUCCGGAAAGUCUGGCCCUCAGACAAAGGUCAAGUUAGUAAAAGAAACUUCCCUGUCGCGACAAUCAAAAGAUCAUAACCCUUACGCUACGUUACCUCGGGCGAGCAGUGUGAUAUCCACCGCCGAAGGAACUACGCGGAGAACGAGCAUUCAUGAUUUUUUGUCCAAGGAUAGUAGACAGCCCGUGUCGAUCGAUCCGUCGCCUUCCGCUACCGAUAUCACCUUCUCCUCGACACCUAAUGUGGAAGCUAUCCAAGAAAGCAGAAAUUCAAAAAGCAGGUCUAGGGAGCAGCAAAGCUCCUAAUUCUUUAUCCCACUACAUGAGAUGUGGGCCAAGUGAGAGAGAAAAGUGUCCUUCAGUAUCUCAGUAUGAAGCCUUUAUUUCUGAAGUAACAAGACAGCCGACUAUAGGAUCCGUUUUUAAGAAUAAAAUCUCUGAGGGAACUUUUAACAAUCCUUCGUGAGUAGAGCAGGCAAGAAAUGCAAACCUACCUUCCUUCCUUCCUUGAAUCAAGGAAUGCUACUGGAGUCAACUGCCGAAAUUUUUAGAAGGUCUUAGGAUUUAUUGCACAUUGCACUGUUAAGAUCUACUGAAUAAAGGACAGUUUUCCUCUCCUAAGGACCAUGUUCUUUUAAGGUCUCAAGAAUUACUCCGGGAACAAUCUACUUCUUCAUCAUCAUCUGUGUAUGAAUUUAGCCCUUGAUUGCUUACAGCUUCUGCUAAUAAUUAGCCAGAUUUAGCCAUUUAUAUUUAGUUCUGUAAAUCUGAAUUCAAUGCUGUUGUACUUUGUGGAACUGUACUGUAUAUACUGGUACAAAGAACACAAACUUUUGGCGAGGCCCUGCUUUAUUUGGUUGGCGUGUUGCUCUUCUUUAAAGGAAAACAAAACAAAACAAAAACCCGCUAAUUAUUUUGGUGCACACUGCAAGAGGAAUUUGGUUUAUAGGCAAAUGGGUGAACAACUCCAUAAUAAAAUGGAGGUUAUGAAAAAUUUAACACAAACUCAUAUGAGUUUCGUAUUUGCGAUGAAGCAACCCAAAAGCAUUCAGACCUGGAUGCAGAUUAGUGAAUGAUUUUCUAAACUUUUUUUGUAAGGUGAUUUUUCAACAAAUGGUACGCCCAGGAUAAAUUGGUCUUUUGUUAAAUAUUUUAACUCAUUUCUUUGUGUUUGUUUUGUAUUGGGUUUUUUGGACUUGAGAGCUGACUGUUGCCUAAGAGAUUUUCUUAUGGCAAAAUACAAUGUAAAUAAUUUCUUACAAUCUGCAUUUUCCAAGAAUUCCGUUAUCUAGUCUCCUUAAUUGGACCAUUUCUUUUUUGUCCUUUAUAAGCCUCCAUUAAAAUUGCUCAUUGUAAUUGGUACUUUUGAAACAUUUUUAUGCAUUUGUUAUCUGAAACAUUUGCAAGAAGCACAACAGAAUAGAUUUAGUUAAUCCAGGGAAACACAGAUUUUUCAGUAGUUCCCAUUUUAUAUUACUAUCACAGUUUUAUUUUCUUACCAAUCCCGAAGUGCAUUAAUAUUUUUGUUAAUGCAAAUGUAUUAUAUAACUCAAUCCGCAUUUUUACCGAGAUUCACAAUAUUCUCAAAGAUUUAAAAUGAGAACCUUUUUUUUUUUUUCUGUUUUCAGUUUUUAGCAGUUCACUUUGCAAGCUCUCAUCCAAGCUCCAAAGAUGUUUGUGGGGUAUUUCCAUAUUAAAGUGUGUAGUUUGGGAACUCUGUAUAAGUUUCAUCACUGACUCAGCAACCACAAGAAAAAAGUCCCUUUUUUUGUCUUGUAGGGACUAGAAAUAGAACUGGGCUCUUGUCAUCUCAGAAGGACCCAAAUCCUUACAUGAAAAUAAAAGCAGCAGAAUAUCUGGAUCGGGAGUUAUCAAUUUGGGUCCAUUUCUAAUGCCAAUGACUCGGCCUCGGUUCCUCCAUCUUUAAGACAGGCGUAAUAGUAUACCACCACUGCAUGUUAUUGUGUUCUUGGAAUGAAAGGUGCUGUAUAAAUCCAAAGGAAAACUAAAGGGUUUUAAAAAAAAAAAAUCAUCUAAUGACUAGACCGCCAUUAAAAAUCUCUUCUUCAAAACUGUUUUUUUUUCCAAAUUUUUUAAUGUCUGUCAUAAGUCGCAGAUCUAAGAUAACAUUAAUAGAGGGCAGGUUGGAAAUUCUGUAGCUUUUGACGGCAUCCCUCCCUCAGUCACACAGUCAAACCCGUGGAUUGUCUCAAAGGAGUAAUGGCUAUUACUCCAAUCUAGAUCAACUUGCUUAUUAAAGCGUCAGUUCAUUAUACACUAAAAAUGCAGAACAUGAUGUCAGCUCAAUAUGAAAAAUCGAGAGAGACGGUGACCAGCUCCUAAUCUGCCUUAAUGGAACCGAAAGGGAAAUGUGCCGUUUACCGGAUAGGAAAGGAGAUGGACAGAGGAGUGCCGCGUCAAAUGCCGACUUCUCCGUGACCAAACGGAUAUAGCGAAUGCCGCGGGGAUCGCCGGGGGUCCGGCCGGGCGUAAAACGACCUCAGAAGAGGAAGGUGCCCAAGGGUAGCCUAGGUAUUCCCAGUUGGGAGUGGGCUUGGAAUUCCUUCAAACGGCCACCGUCCCGCUCUCUUACCGAUUUCUUGGGUACCACAGUUCCGCUCAGGGAUACUAGGCGAGGGGAAGGGAAGAGGAAGCUUGCAGGGUUGCUCUGUCUUCGGCUCUCCGUGUCCUCUCUGUAGGUCCGAUUAUGAAGCCGCCGGUUGUUUUCAUACAUUGCCUUCUCUGCCACACAGGAGACCUGCAAUCCUAGAAGUUGACAUGUGUUUUUCUGCCGGCCGAGGCCCGGCCUGCCCGUUUAGCGGGCAGACCUCCCUUCGAUGAUCGUCUCAGCGGCAAGCCGGGAAGGAAUUCCAGGAAUAGAUAAACGGCUUCAUAGCAGUGCCCCCGGGGUGGCCUCCGCCAACGUUGUUUUCCGGCUAGGAAGCAACUAGCAAUAGAAGGACCGUCCUGGGUGGUAUGACAAAACACGUUUUCGGUGCAAGCGGACGUCGGUUGCCCGUUUAGACGACGCUAGGCUGGCUCCCGAAUCGAAGCCAAUGGUUUUCAGAUGUGUUGCGCCAAAUUUGAAGUUGCACUGGGGGAGUAAUAAUAAUAGGCGAUAGACGGUUUGCAUUUUAAAUUUCAUAUAAAGGGGUGUUUUGGGGUUGUUUUUUUCUGGUCCUGUUUAAUCCCAGGAUGUGUAUUUCUUUUAAACUUCGGGGAUGAACAGAUCUAAAAAGGAGCCCGUUGCAAAUAAAAACCUCGCUGUACGUGUUUAGAUAUUUUGACAGUAAUGGAAAUGCCUUAAGAGGAAUGCUCAUUAGUCCAUCUGCACUUAAACUCCAUGCAAUGGAAUCUUAUUUAAACCUGUCUUCUCUUUAUCUUUUAAGGGCUCUCUUUUUCAAUGUCUGACAUUGUAUGCUUCUAUCUGUUAUUAAAAUACCAAAUCAAAUG
This is a messenger RNA of Tachyglossus aculeatus (Australian echidna), 8880 nucleotides long. It is a transcript of the gene CCDC88A, whose product is annotated as coiled-coil domain containing 88A. Gene Ontology annotation, cellular component: cytoplasm; centrosome. The transcript is spliced from 34 exons. Gene Ontology annotation, biological process: cytoplasmic microtubule organization; cytoskeleton-dependent intracellular transport. The record is from RefSeq and is a predicted model, not a curated record. Bases 1 to 5733 code for a protein of 1910 amino acids. NCBI's taxonomy places the organism in Eukaryota, Metazoa, Chordata, Mammalia, Monotremata, Tachyglossidae. Gene Ontology annotation, molecular function: dynein light intermediate chain binding; microtubule binding.